AUGACCGAGUCUCCAGGGACAGUGACUUCUAGGACAAAGAUUGGGCCACUGGCUGAUGGUCCAGUUCUCUUAGGAGUAAAGGAGGUGUUAAAAAGUUUGAAGGAUGCUGUGCAGCCAGAGUGCUAUUUGCAUUUCCAAGAGCAACAAAAAAUGAAUAAGUCUUUGGGGUUAGUGUCUUUUGAGGAUGUUGCUGUGGACUUCACAUGGGAGGAGUGGCAGGACCUUGAUGAUGGUCAGAGGACUUUGUACAGGAGUGUGAUGCUGGAGACCUACAGCAACCUGGUGUCAUUGGGGUACUGCAUUACCAAACCUGAAGUGAUCUUCAAGUUGGAGCAAGAAGCAGAACAAUGGACAAUAGACUCCCAAAACCAGAGUCUACAAGAUGUUCAGAUAGUCGAAGUUCUAAUUACAAAAAGCCAAGAACGUCAUGAUACAUAUUUGCAGGAUGUUGUAAUUACCAACAGCAAUACAUCAACUGAGGAGAGAGUUGAAAUAGAACAAGCAUUUCAUUUGAGCUCAAACCAUAUUUCAAGUUCAAUUAUAAAUAAUGAAAAGUAUUUAGGACUGAGGUGCAAAGAGUUCAAUGUAUGUCAGAAUGUACAUCCUCCUAGAGAGGCUGAUUGGAUGCAUGCUGGAGAGAAAUCUGAUGAGGCUAAUAUAACUGGAAAAUUGUGGAGACAUUGUGAGUAUCUUAAUCAGCAUUCCAAGAUUCAUGUUCAGCAGCAGGCUUUUGAAUAUAGUGGACAAUGGAAAUCCUUCAACACAAAGCCAAUACUAUUGGAACAGAAGAAAGCGUAUAUAGGAGAGAUGUCCUGUAAAUUUGAGUAUGGGAAAGUCUUUCAUAAGUCAGCUGUUCUUGCCCAAGAGAUAAUUCCAGUAUCAGAGAAAGCUUUUCAGUUUGACAUAUGUUGGAGAAAGUUCUGUGAAAAUUAUGAACUCACUGAACAGCAGAAAAUACACACAGAAGAGAAACCCUAUAAAUAUAGUGAAUGUGAUAAAUCAUUCAUGAAGAAAUUACCCCUUACAAUCCAUAAGAGAACACAUACAGGGGAGAAGCUAUAUGUGUGUAAUGAAUGUGGGAAAACCUUUCACAGUUCCUCAAACCUCAGCAAGCAUCGGAGAGUUCACACAGGUGAGAAUCCAUAUGAAUGUAGUCAAUGUGGAAAAACCUUUCACAGGAAGUCACACCUCAGCAGGCAUCAGAGAAUUCACACAGGUGAGAAACCAUAUCAGUGUAGUGAAUGUGGAAAAACCUUUUAUGAGAAGUCACUCCUCAGUGAGCAUCAGAGAACUCACACUGGUGAGAAACCAUAUGAAUGUAGUGCAUGUGGAAAAACCUUUCAUGGGAAGUCACACCUCAGCAGGCAUCAGAGAAUUCACACAGGUGAGAAACCAUAUCAGUGUAGUGAAUGUGGAAAAACCUUUCACAGGAAGUCACUCCUCAGUGAGCAUCAGAGAAUUCACACAGGCGAGAAACCAUAUGAAUGUAGUGCAUGUGGAAAAACCUUUCACAGGAAGUCACACCUCAGUGUGCAUCAGAGAAUUCACACAGGUGAGAAACCAUAUGAAUGUAGUGAAUGUGGAGAAACCUUUCACAGGAAGUUACACUUCAGCAGGCAUCAGAGAAUUCACACAGGCGAGAAACCAUAUGAAUGUAGUGAAUGUGGAAAAACCUUUCACAGGAAGUCACUCCUCAGUGUGCAUCAGAGAAUUCACACUGGUGAGAAACCAUAUGAAUGUAGUCAAUGUGGAAAAACCUUUCACAGGAAGUCACUCCUCAGUGUGCAUCAGAGAAUUCACACAGGUGAGAAACCAUAUGAAUGUACUGCAUGUGGUAAAACCUUUCACAGGAACUCAGGCCUCAGCAGGCAUCAGAGAAUUCACACAGGUGAGAAACCAUAUGAAUGUAGUCAAUGUGGAAAAACCUUUCACAGGAAGUCACUCCUCAGUGAGCAUCAGAGAAUUCACACAGGUGAGAAACCAUAUCAGUGUAGUGCAUGUGGAAAAACCUUUCACAGGAAGUCAGUCCUCAGCAGGCAUCAGAGAAUUCACACAGGUGAGAAACCAUAUCAGUGUAGUGAAUGUGGAAAAACCUUUUAUGAGAAGUCAGAUCUCCGCAAGCAUCAGAGAAUUCACACAGGUGAAAAACCAUAUGAAUGUAGUGCAUGUGGAAAAACCUUUCAUGGGAAGUCACACCUCAGCAGGCAUCAGAGAAUUCACACAGGUGAGAAACCAUAUCAGUGUAGUGAAUGUGGAAAAACCUUUCACAGGAAGUCACUCCUCAGUGAGCAUCAGAGAAUUCACACAGGCGAGAAACCAUAUGAAUGUAUGAAUGUGGAGAAACUUUUCACAGGAAGUUACACUUCAGCAGGCAUCAGAGAAUUCACAUAGGUGAGAAACCAUAUAAAUGUAGUGAAUGUGGAAAAACCUUUCACAGGAAGUCACUCCUCAGUGUGCAUCAGAGAAUUCACACUGGUGAGAAACCAUAUGAAUGUAGUCAAUGUGGAAAAACCUUUCACAGGAACCUUUCACAGGAAGUCAGUCCUCAGCAGGCAUCAGAGAAUUCACACAGGUGAGAAACCAUAUCAGUGUAGUGAAUGUGGAAAAACCUUUUAUGAGAAGUCAGAUCUCCGCAAGCAUCAGAGAAUUCACACAGGUGAAAAACCAUAUGAAUGUAAAGAAUGUAGAAAAACUUACUCCAGUAAAUCAUGCCUCAUUGUACAUCAGAGAACUCACACAGGUGAGAAACCAUAUCAGUGUAGUGAAUGUGGAAAAACCUUUUAUGAGAAGUCAGAUCUCCGCAAGCAUCAGAGAAUUCACACAGGUGAAAAACCAUAUGAAUGUAAAGAAUGUAGAAAAACUUACUCCAGUAAAUCAUGCCUCAUUGUACAUCAGAGAACUCACACAGGUGAGAAACCAUAUGAGUGUAGUCAAUGUGGGAAAACCUUUUGUCAGAAGUCACACCUAAGCAGACAUCAGAGAACUCACAUAAGGGAGAAAUACUGCAUGGCAAAGACUAGCUAA
Cynocephalus volans (Philippine flying lemur) is the source of this 3024-nucleotide messenger RNA. Its product is annotated as zinc finger protein 420-like. The transcript has 8 exons. Gene Ontology annotation, molecular function: RNA polymerase II cis-regulatory region sequence-specific DNA binding; DNA-binding transcription factor activity, RNA polymerase II-specific. Lineage: Eukaryota; Metazoa; Chordata; Mammalia; Dermoptera; Cynocephalidae. Gene Ontology annotation, biological process: regulation of transcription by RNA polymerase II. The record is from RefSeq and is a predicted model, not a curated record.